Messenger RNA from Papaver somniferum (opium poppy), 1545 nucleotides. Its product is annotated as putative F-box protein At3g23960. NCBI's taxonomy places the organism in Eukaryota, Viridiplantae, Streptophyta, Magnoliopsida, Ranunculales, Papaveraceae. The record is from RefSeq and is a predicted model, not a curated record. The coding region runs from base 10 to 969 and encodes 319 amino acids. The transcript has a single exon. Gene Ontology annotation, molecular function: protein binding.
UAGAAGAACAUGAGUGAUAAGGUUGAGUCUAGUGUUUCAAAUGAUAUUCCUCAAGACAUACUUCUACAGAUAUUUUACAGACUACCUGUUAAGUCUUUGGGUAGAUUUAGUUGUGUAUCUAAGUUAUGGUGUUACUUAAUUAACAACCAUCAGGAGCAAUUUCACAAAUUUCACAUGGUUGAAUCUCAAAAGAAGCCAGAUAUCAUAUUUGAUUUCGGAAAUAUUUACAGUUAUAAUAGAUUCUACAUUGUGGAGAAGCAAGAAAAAGGCAGUAAUAAAAAUAGGAAGCUCUUUGCUUACAAAGACGAGAGAGGCUAUUUGGGUCUCCACCAAAUACAUGGGUAUUGUAAUGGUUUAGCUUGUUAUUGGAAUGGUGUCGGUUUGUCCGAAGUAUCUUGUAAUGGUGAAUUGGUUUAUUAUUUCUCUUUUGCAGUUUGUAGCCCCAGUAGGGUUGAGAAUCUAGUUACUUUCUCCCGUUUGAAGAUUAGGGAGGAUGAACUUAUCUACGGAUUUAGAUUUGGAUACGAUCUCGUGAGCAACAAAUAUAAGGUGAUUUGUAUAAUGAGAUAUAUUGAAUAUGAAUAUUACAUCUAUACACUAUGUAGUGCUAAACCAUGGAGAAAGAUUAGUAACCACUGGCCGAAACAGCAUCCAAUGGGUAAUUGUGAUUUUGAUAGUAAAAAAAGGGUACCACCAAUUUCUUGUAAUGGAAAUAUCUUCUACGAGCCGGUAAAAAAUGAACAAGAAACAGAAAAAUAUAAACGUAGAGCUUUGGUAGCAUUGGAUCUCCAUGAUGAGAAGAUUCAAAUAAUUAAACUUCCAUGUGACGAUGAAUUUGUUUCAAAUUAUAAUAAUGGUUACUAUUCUCCCUCGGCGUACAAAGGAUGUUUAUGUUAUUCAAGAAUAAAGAAAUCUCUUUCUAAUAAAUUAAGGCAAGGUUGUACUAUAUAUACUGAAAGACAUAGUUAAUUAUGUAUGGGUUAAGGAAGUUAUUAAUUUCGUUCUUCCAAGAGAGUUAGACAAUGUUACAUUAAAAAGAAAAACAAAGUUGUACAAACGUGUUGGUAUUUCUAGAGGCGUUAUUGUGAAUUUUUCUAAUCAGGUGAUUCUGUGUUGGAGGUGGUAUGACAAACAAAAUGGUGAAGUUAUACUGUUCUAUAACGUGCAUUCAAAGGAAUUGAAGGAAGCAAUACUUCCGGAAGUAGUAAGUUUUCAGUAUCCUUCCUGGCAUGACUUGUACGAUCCUCGUCAUGUUGGUUUUCCAUUUCCUUCUUGGCACGACUUUUACAUUUCCAGUCACGUAGAAAAUUCUCUUUCUUUAAGAACUUUGGCGACAGUGACGGGUGAUGGAAGAACAAGAGUACUGAAGGAAUCUGGAUAUAGGAGGUACCUUGGACGAGAACUUUUUGACAGUAUACCAAAAAGUAAUCCAGAAGUUAUUUCGAUCUGAAAAGCAACUAAUGUAUUUUUACUGUAUCAUAUGAAUUUAUCUGAUCCGUUUGAUAAUAAUGUUCAUCUGUUUCGUUAGUUCUCUAUGAAAUAAUA